UUUUAAUCGCGUUGAAAGAUCCGUCCGAUCGUUCGAAAAUGGAUGAAGCAGAGAAGUUAACAAAACAUCAACAAUCUAAAAGGUAUAACAAGAAAGAACAUUUAGUUCUUCCUCUUGAGUGGCUACAUCCGGAAAAUGGACGUCAUAUUGAGUCGAUUGAUUGCUUACUCCAUCAUGAUGACCUCAUCAAAGGCACAGAUAUCGUUUCUACGUCUGACAAAAGGAAACCCAUCGAAGGUUCCCUUUUUGAAAAGAAUAUCACCCAAUGGGAAGGAACUAUUACAGCAGUUCGGAGUGAAUGGCAAGGUACUAUUACAUUUAAAGGACGCCUUCCGGUUUGGUUUGUACCGUUAAACGCACAACCGUCGAUGCCAUCAUUGGGCGAUACGGUAAAGUUCUGCUUGUCAUUUGACGACUUUGGUCUUAGUGCUUGGCGAGUGAUGCGUGAUGCAGGGACACAACCUAGUGAUCUUUCCGACAUUGUUAAUAGAGACGGUGAUUCUUCGUCUGAGCAUAGCGAGCAAGAAGAUGUGGAAAAAGAAAACUUUCUUGUUGCUCCAUCACUUUGUUCUAUCGACAUCCAAAAGCCUGACCAAAAACACGGCUUGGAUGAGCAGAAAGAUGAAAAGCCGCAUGCUGGGGCAGUCUUAAAAAAACGCACUAAAACGCACUGGGAUGAAUACAAUGAACAACGGAUGCAAGGUGUAGUUUCCUUUACCAAUUCCGAUACGGGUUUUGGGUUCAUAAAAAACGCAGACGUUGAAGAUAAACUUUUCUUUAACGCUUCACAACUGAGGGAACCAGUAAAAAACCUCGGAGGAAAUAUUGUCAAGGACAUGUUGUUGGAUUUCAAGGUUGAAAAGUUAACUGAACGAACUCGUGCUGCAGAUAUUUGUGUGCUGAAGGUAAGAAAGUCCCUAACUUCGUCAUCUAACUUCAACCAUGCAUGAUAUUUCUAGUGUUGGUCAGUUUAUAUUUCCAAAUAUAAGUUGAAUUAGAAUUUAGUUUAUAUUCGUUAUUUUUUUUGUCUUUUCAGGACGAUAAGCUUCGUGAAUCAAUGCUGGAGAAACUUCGAAAGUAAGUAUGUUGCUAUUAAUAUAAGUAAUUCGCCAUUUGAUCUGUCGACUGGUCGAG
Molecule: messenger RNA, 1134 nt
Organism: Paramuricea clavata
Lineage: Eukaryota; Metazoa; Cnidaria; Anthozoa; Malacalcyonacea; Plexauridae
Source: the annotation of a GenBank genome assembly